AUGGCACUCGUACGGAUACGGAAGAAUGCUCCUCGGCGUCCCUGUAUUUUUAUUGCGUACGAUAUAGGAGGGAUCAUUCUCAAAUCGGCUCUAGUCCUCUGUCAUAAUCAAAACCUGGAUUCUAAUGGUGAACUCAGGGAUAUCUUAGUAUCGACCUAUGGGGUCCUAUUCUUUGGGACUCCACACUUCGGUCUCGAAGGCAUCACAUUCCACGAAGCAAUGAACCGCGUGGUCUCGGUGUAUUUGGAGACGACAGACAUUAUCCUCAAAAAUAUUCGGCCUAAUUCGACGGAGCUUGAGGACAUACAACGUCUAUAUGUCGCGGCAAGUGAAAAGAUUAACAGCAUAUUCUUCUGUGAAGGGUAUGCAACGUCGGGCAUCAAGAACAAAGGAGAACCAAACGUACCAUAUCAUUCAGGUGUCAUUGUAGGCGACCGCAACGCGACCAGAGUUGUCCUUCAUGCGAAUCACCGCGAUCUGGUCCGAUUCUCAUCGAAGGAGAGUGAAAACUAUAAGAUGGUUCACUUCCAUCUCAGAGACUACGUCGACAAUGCACCUGCGGCAGUGCUUAAGAAAUGGAUCAAAGAGGACGGACUUCGCAAUGGGGCGAAAGGAGAAUCUGAAGAGGUUAUGCUGCCGAAAGCUCGUCCACCGCUCUCAAGAAGUUACGUCGAACGAAGGAGAAUCGAGUCCCUUAUUACCCAGAAAUUACUUCCGGAGAGUCGCGGGAAGCAUCAACCGCGGUGUAUACUACAUGGAAUCGGAGGGUCAGGAAAAACCCAGCUCGCAAUAAACUGGAUUCAGGAGCACGAAAGCAGUUUUAAUCGAGUGAUCGUCGUUGACGCUUCCAGUCAAACACAGUUGGAGGCGGAUUUGGAGCGAUCAAUUCGGUCGUUAGGCCCAGAAUAUAGCAGGAUGACGUGGAAGGAUGCAGUCGCAUAUCUAGAUGGCAAAGAGAAACGCUGGCUGCUAUUUUUCGACAACGCCGAUUCGCCAGAACUCGAGCUCCAUCCAUACCUUCCCAGCUCCAUUCACGGAGCAAUUCUCAUCACUACGAGAAACAGUGAUCCAUCAAAAGAGGGUGAAGCAGUAACUCUUCUCCAUACGACUGCCAAUGUCGCACCUACAUCUGAUGCCCACUCUGUCGAGAUUGUUCAAGAGCUGGGGUUGUUGGCGCUCGCAAUUAGUCAAGCAGGCGUGUUCAUUCGCCGUACGCGGCGACUCGAUACGUACCUGGACACCUUUAGUCGGCAUCGGAAUCGACUUUUGCGCAGGCAGCUAGAUCUUGGCACAGAUUACACAGCGUCAACAUAUACCGCAUUCGACUUGUCCUUUGACAUUUUACCGGCAAGAACACAGGAGUUCCUGAAGCUAUGUGCAUUCCUUCACCACUCGCAAAUCCCGAUAGACAUGUUUGAACGGUCAUCACGCCUCGGAUUUAGUACAUACACAGUCCGGGAAAACCUUCCCCCACCGGAGAGUGACAAAGCCUUCAUUUUGGACCUCCAGGGGGUCCUGGACUCCACGUGGGAUGAGGUUACAUUCCAAGACAUCAUCGACUCCGCUUCACAAGCGUCGUACAUCAACGUUUCGACCGACGGUUUAUUCUACACGGUUCAUCCGCUCCUUCAGACGUAUAUCAAGGAUCGUCUUGGCGAAGAGGAGAAUCGACACUAUAUGCGGACGACACGACAACUCCUACUGGGUGCUAUUCGCCCUUUCGAGGAUAGCAAUGUGCGGUUCUGGCAACUGCUUCCUCACGUUGACAGCAUCCCUCGGUCGAUGCAAUCGGAGAAUGUGGCACACGCAUUGGCGUUUUGUGAGCUCUACAAGUCUUUGGGGAACUGGAAGGCGUGUCAAGAGUUGUUGGAGCCCGCGGUUUCUCAACUCGAUCGAACUGUCGAAGGCAAGGCGGAUGAAGACUCGCUAUAUGUCAUGAGUCAACUAGCGGAUGCGCUCCAGCGUGAUAGUCAAUGGAACGAAGCGGAAAAAUUGAGGAGAGAGAUACUCACUUUGCGACUCGAGAUGUGUGGACAACGUCAUCCAGACAGCAUCUCGGCAAUGAGCAAUCUCGCAGAAACAUUGUCAAGGUGUGGUCGGCUGGAGGAGGCGGAGAAGAUGGAACGAGAGGUCCUCGCUUUUCGACUUGAGACCUCCGGGCCAAGGCACCUAGAUACUGUUUCGGCAACCAAGAGCCUCGCUGCUACAUUGUGGAGGCGUCGCCAGUUCAAGGAAGCCGAGCAGAUGGGCAGAGAGGUACUCGCUUUGCGGUUCGAGAUCCUUGGGAAGCGGCAUCCCGAAACGAUCUCGGCCAUCAACAGCCUAGCCGUUAUACUGUAUAGCCGUGGUCAGUUGGACGAGGCUGAAAAGCUGGAGCGAGAGGUACUGGAUUUGCGGUUAGAGAUACUUGGUAAACGACAUCCAGAUACUAUCUCAGCGCUAGAUAACCUUGCGAUUACACUCUCUGAUCUCGGCCAGUUUGACAAAGCUGAAAAGAUGGGGAGAGAGGUACUUGCUUCUCGGCUCGAGCUUCUUGGAGGACGGCAUCUAGAUACUAUCUCGGCGAUGCAUAACCUUGCCGUUACACUGGAGAAGCGUGGUCAGUUGGACGAGGCAGAAAAGCUGGAGCGAGAUGUACUCGCGUUGCGGCUCGAGAUCCUUGGAAAACGACACCUGGAAACCAUAUUGGCAAUGGGAAACCUUGCCGUUACACUGGGGGAGCGUGGCCAACUGGAGGAAGCCGAAAAGAUGAGGCGGGAGGUACUUGCUUUGCAGCUUGAGACUCACGGACAGCGUCAUCUGGAUACCAUAUCGGCGAUGAGCAGCCUUGCCGUUACACUCUAUGACCGUGGUCAGUUGGACGAGGCAGAAAAGCUGGAGCGAGAUGUACUCACUUUACGGCUCGAGAUCCUUGGAAAACGACACCUGGAUACCAUAUCGGCAAUGGGAAACCUUGCCGUUACACUGGAGAAGCGUGGCCAACUGGAGGAAACCGAAAAGCUGGAGCGAGAUGUACUCGCGGUGCGGCUCGAGAUCCUUGGAAAACGACACCUGGAUACCAUAUCGGCAAUGGGAAACCUUGCCAUUACACUGGAGAAGCGUGGCCAACUGGAGGAAGCCGAAAAGAUGAGGCGGGAGGUACUUGCUUUGCAGCUUGAGACUCACGGACAGCGUCAUCUGGAUACCAUCUCGGCGAUGAGCAGCCUUGCCGUUACACUCUAUAACCGUGGUCAGUUGGACGAGGCAGAAAAGCUGGAGCGAGAUGUACUCGCGGUGCGGCUCGAGAUCCUUGGAAAACGACACCUGGAUACCAUAUCGGCAAUGGGAAACCUUGCCGUUACACUGGGGAAGCGUGGUCAGUUGGACGAGGCAGAAAAGCUGGGGCGAGAUGUACUCGCGGUGCAGCUCGAGAUCCUUGGAGAACGACACCUGGAUACCAUAUCGGCAAUGGAAAACCUUGCCGUUACACUGGGGGAAGCGUGGCCAACUGGAGGAAGCCGAAAAGAUGAGGCGGGAGGUACUUGCUUUGCAGCUUGA
Molecule: messenger RNA, 3537 nt
Organism: Serendipita indica DSM 11827
Lineage: Eukaryota; Fungi; Basidiomycota; Agaricomycetes; Sebacinales; Serendipitaceae
Source: the annotation of a GenBank genome assembly